UGUUGGCCAAGCUGGGCUCAGGUUGAGGGUCCAAUACGUGACCGUAUUCGUGGCUAGACUGACUGUCUUCUGCUGAUUUCUGGGUUUCCUUGUCCCCCAAAUGUGGUGGGUGUUCCUGGAGGUAUGGCCAAGCCCCCAGGCCUGCUGUGACUGGGCUGCUGGUGGGUUUCAGGGGCACCGACCCUAGGUACAGGCCAGGGAUGCUGGCCAGCUCCUGUAGGAGCCAGUAGGGCCCUGGGGGAACCCACGGAUCACGCCUCCCUUCUCUGGGGGAACCAUGAAUCACGCCUUCCUUCUCUCUCUGUUCGUGUCCCCUGUCACUGUCAUGUCCCGUCACCAGCCUGGCAGCCGUUCCUGUCGGCCGCUGCUCGUGCUGCUCCUCGCCCACUGCUGGCCGGAUAUCCCGGGGCCAUGGGGAGCUCCGCGUCCUCGCUGGCCGCGGAGACUGAGUCUGAACACGGCUUCCCCGCAGGGCCACCCUACCCGAGGGCCCCUGCGGUGGCCAGCUGGUGUCGGAGUGGCCCCGGGGCCCCAGUGUGGGCUGGAGCCCUGAUGGCCCGGCAGCACUCAGCCCUUCGCCCCCGGGCCCGAAGCCAUACACACUCAGCAGGGCCCAUGGCCGCGGCCGGUGAGUGGUCCUGCGGGCGCUGCACCUUCCUCAACUUGGCCGGCCAGCGCCAGUGCUCCAUCUGCGAGGCUCCGCGGUACAAGCCCGACCUGGAGCACAUCCUGCGGCUCAGCGUGGAGGAGCAGAAAUGGGCCUGUGCGCGCUGCACCUUCCGGAACUUCCUGGGCAAAGAGGCCUGCGAGAUGUGUGGCUUCACCCCCGAGCCUGCACCGGGCACCGCCACCCUGCUGCCCAUCCUCAACGGGGUCCUGGGGGAGACGCGGGCUCGAGGCAAGGAGGACGUAUCCCUCCUUCCCCUGCCCGUGGCUGAGACCGCGGGGACUCACCCCGAGGAGGAGCCAGAGGUGGAGGCCGGCACCACGGAGCGGUGGGACGGCUGGGCCUGCCCUCGGUGUACCCUCUGCAAUACCCCCGUGGCCAACUCCUGCUCAGCCUGUGGGGGCCCCCGGAAGCUCUCCCUGCCCCGCAUCCCCCCCGAGGCCCUGGUGGUCCCUGAGGUCGUGGCCCCUGCUGGCUUCCACGUGGCACCGCCUCCAGGAGAGGGCUCUGAGGCCGACCCCCCUGCCCCGGGCCCCGAGCCCUCCCGGCCACCCUUCAGCCCCUUCUCCCCACCCCUGCAGAACAACCCUGUGCCUCGCAGCCGGAGGGAGGUGCCCCCCCAGCUGCAGCCGCCUGUGCCUGAGGCCACCCUGCCCUCGUCCCCCCAGCCCCCUGGGCGGACCCCUGGCGCCCCCCGCCUGACAGAGCUGCUGGCUGGGAAGCAGCUGAGCCUGCUGGAGGAGGAGGCAGCCGAGGGCGGCCCUGCCCCGCGCCACAGCAGCGCCUGCCCUGCGCCCAGCCCCACCAGUGCCACCAGCUCAGAGGCCCACGCGGCCUCGGCCGGCGGCAGCGACCUCAUCGCGCUGGCCGGGGACACCGUGCGGUUCACGCCCGCCAGCCCUUCCAGCCCUGACUUCACCACCUGGUCGUGCGCUAAGUGCACCCUCAAGAACCCCACGGCGGCGCCUAGGUGCGCCGUGUGCGGCUGCUCCAAGCUGCACGGCUUCCAGGAGCACAGCUGCCCCGACUGCAGCGACCCGGACCGCCUCGGGCCCUGCCCGGCCCAUAAGACCCCCCGGGCCCUCCCCGCAGUGCCACCUGAGCUCCCCAGCCAGUGGGCCUGCCCGGCCUGCACGCUGCUCAACACGUCCCGUGCCAAGCACUGCGCCACCUGCCACACGCCCCAGCGCCUGGCCAGCCAGCGUGGAGCUGCCACGCCGCUGCGGCGCCGGGAGAGCGUGCAUGUGGAGAAGCGGCGACAGACGGAUGAGGGCGAGGCCAAGGCACUGUGGGAGGACAUCGUGGCCUUCUGCCGGGAGAACAGCGUCAGCUUCGUGGACGACAGCUUCCCCCCGGGACCCGAGUCUGUGGGCUUCCCGCCAGGGGACAGCGUGCAGCAGCGCGUCAGGCAGUGGCUGCGGCCCCACGAGAUCAACUGCUCCGUCUUCAGGGAUCACAAUGCGCCGUGGUCGGUGUUCCACACGCUGCGGCCCUCGGACAUCCUGCAGGGCCUGCUAGGCAACUGCUGGUUCCUGAGCGCACUGGCCGUCCUGGCUGAGCGGCCCGACCUGGUGGAGCGCGUGAUGGUCACUCGCAGCCUGUGUGCCGAGGGUGCCUACCAGGUUCGGCUCUGCAAGGAUGGCACCUGGACCACGGUGCUGGUGGAUGACAUGCUGCCCUGCGACGAGGCCGGUUUCCUACUCUUCUCACAGGCCCAACGGAAGCAGCUCUGGGUGGCCCUCAUCGAGAAGGCACUGGCCAAGCUGCACGGCUCCUACUUUGCACUCCAGGCUGGGCGCGCCAUCGAAGGCCUGGCCACGCUCACUGGCGCACCCUGCGAGAGCCUGGCGCUGCAGGUCAGCUCCACCAACCCCCGCGAGGAGCCAGUGGACACUGACCUCAUCUGGGCCAAGAUGCUAAGUUCUAAGGAGGCUGGGUUUCUCAUGGGCGCCUCCUGUGGGGGCGGUAACAUGAAGGUGGACGAUGCGGCUUACGAGAGCCUGGGGCUGCGUCCCCGUCACGCCUACUCCAUCCUGGAUGUUCGCGAUGUCCAGGGUUCCAGGCUCCUACGCCUCCGGAACCCGUGGGGCCGCUUCUCCUGGAAUGGCAGCUGGUCAGACGCGUGGCCGCAUUGGCCAGGACACCUACGCAACGAGCUCAUGCCACAUGGGAGCAGUGAGGGCGUCUUCUGGAUGGAGUACAGCGACUUUAUCAAGUACUUCGACUCCGUGGACAUUUGCAAGGUGCAAUCCGACUGGCAAGAGGUGCGGGUGCAGGGCUGCUUCCCCAACUCCGCUUGCGGUCCCGUGGGCGUCACAGCCCUCACGGUGCUGGAACGUGCCUCGCUGGAGUUCGCCCUUUUCCAGGAGGGCAGCAGGCGUGCCGACUCCGUGGACAGCCACCUGCUGGACCUGUGCGUGCUGGUGUUCCGGGCCUCCUUUGGCAGCGGGGGGCUCCUGAGCCUGGGCCGGCUCCUGGCACACAGCAAGAGGGCGGUGAAGAAGUUUGUCAACUGCGAUAUAAUGCUGGAACCCGGCGAGUAUGCUGUGGUGUGCUGCGCCUUCAACCACUGGGGCCUGGCCCCACCAGGACCCCCAUCCACGGCCCACGCUGGCGUCACUGCCCAGGCCUCUAGCACUUCAGGGGGCACCCCACGCUGGGCUGCAGAGCCGCCGGGCCACGUGCUGGCCGUGUACAGCUCCAGGCUGGUCAUGGUAGAAACUGUGGAGGCCCAGCCCACCACUCUGGCCGAUGCCAUCAUCUUGCUGACCGAGAGCCGGGGAGAGCGACACGAGGGCCGUGAGGGCAUGACGUGCUACUACCUGACGCACGGCUGGGCAGGGCUCAUCGUGGUGGUGGAGAACCGGCAUCCCAAGGCCUACCUACAUGUGCAGUGCGAUUGUGCCGACAGCUUCAAUGUGGUGUCCACACGGGGCAGCCUGCGCACACAGGACAGCGUGCCGCCUCUGCACAGGCAGGUCCUGGUGAUCCUUUCCCAGCUAGAAGGCAACGCUGGCUUCUCCAUCACCCACCGCCUGGCGCACCGCAAGGCCACCCAAGCCUUUCUCAGCGACUGGACCGCCAGCAGGGGUACCCACAGCCCCCCGCUCACCCCUGAAGUGGCAGGCCUGCACGGGCCCCGGCCACUGUGACCACCCCCCAAGCACUUUAGGAGGGAGCGUAAACAGAGGACGCUUGAACCAGAAUCUCAGGACCCCCCACCUCCCUGAAGCCGCCCUUGUAGGCAGCUGUCCCCCCUCCCCCGCCUAGCCAGGCCCCCGGCCACUCAGCAGAUACCUCGAACCUGCCUGUCUCUGUCUCUGGUGGGCUGUGUCCCUGCACCUGCUCCACCCAACUGUGGAGGGCAGGCUCAUACCCCAAGUGUGGCACCCCAAGGCGCCUUCCAGGACCUGUGGGCCCCCCUUCUCAGAUCAGGUGCCAGCUGGUCCAAACCCGCUGGCUGACAGGGACCACCCCCUUCGGGGGACCCAAACACGCCUGGCUGACAGGGACCACCCCUUCCUUCAGGGGGCCCGAACAUGCUUCGAUGACAGGGACCACCCCCUCCAGGGGGCUUGCACCCUCCCAGCUAGCAGGGACCACCCCUUCCCAUGGGCCUUCACCUGCCCCGCUUGUCUCAUUCCCACCCGGAC
This is a messenger RNA of Suncus etruscus (white-toothed pygmy shrew), 4320 nucleotides long. It is a transcript of the gene CAPN15, whose product is annotated as calpain 15. Gene Ontology annotation, cellular component: cytoplasm. The record is from RefSeq and is a predicted model, not a curated record. Gene Ontology annotation, biological process: proteolysis. The coding region runs from base 412 to 3819 and encodes 1135 amino acids. Lineage: Eukaryota; Metazoa; Chordata; Mammalia; Eulipotyphla; Soricidae. The transcript is spliced from 12 exons. Gene Ontology annotation, molecular function: calcium-dependent cysteine-type endopeptidase activity.